Molecule: messenger RNA, 1223 nt
Organism: Pyrus x bretschneideri (Chinese white pear)
Lineage: Eukaryota; Viridiplantae; Streptophyta; Magnoliopsida; Rosales; Rosaceae
Product: annexin D3
Cellular component (GO): cytoplasm
Molecular function (GO): calcium ion binding; calcium-dependent phospholipid binding
Source: RefSeq, a predicted model, not a curated record
UAUGUGAGUAUGAAAAGAUGAUGAUACAAAAUCUUUGAUUUUCCAGCGAAGGUUGAGGCGGAGGACGAGCAAAAAAACAACGAAGAGAACAAGAAGGAAACGGCUAAAUGCGGAGCUUCUUUGGUAAAGGCCGUACCUCGUCACUUCCCAAACAAAAUGCUUCGUCUGGAAGCUCAGCUUCAGAGAAAGAUUUCAAGCUGAUGAGCGGAUCCAUGGGCAGUCUCAAAAUACCAGAAGCUAUUCCUCCUCCCGACCAAGACUGUCAGAGACUUAAAAAAGCCUUUGAUGGAUUGGGAACAGAUGAGGACGCUGUGGUAUGGAUAUUAGGACACAGGAAUGCUAGCCAAAGGAGGAAAAUCAAAGACACGUACCAACAGCUUUACAAUAAAUCCCUCCUUGAUGAUCUCCACGCUGAACUCGGAGAUUUCAGAAAUGCAGUACUUUUGUGGGCAUAUGAUCCUCCCGAAAGGGACGCUAAGUUGGCGAGAGAUGCACUGAGGACGAAGAAGAAAGGCGUAAAACACCUAAAAGUGUUGUUUGAGAUAGCUUGUGCAUCAUCUCCUAACCACUUGAUGGCCGUGAGACAGGUCUACAGUUCACUGUUUGAUUGUUCGCUUGAGGAGGACAUUGCCUCAACCGUUUCCCUACCCAUCAGAAAGCUUCUCGUGGGUUUAGUGAGCUCGUACAGGUACGACAGGCAGCUGGUGGAUACAGGCAUUGCCAAUUCAGAGGCAUCUAGGUUACACGAAGCCAUCGAAACAAAGCAAUACGAUCAUGAUCAAGUUGUUUGGAUACUCAGCACAAGGAACAUCUUUCAACUAAGAGCAACAUUUGAGUGUUACAAACAGAAGUAUGGACAUUCCAUUGACCAGGACAUUAAGAGCUGCGGCAAUGGUGAUUUCGAAUCCGUGUUGAUUGCGGUGUAUUGGUGCAUAGCAGCACCUGCGAAAUAUUUUGCAGAGGUCAUCAAAGAUUCCAUUGUCGGACUUGGGACGGAUGAAGAUUCUCUGAAUAGAGCCAUUGUCACCCGAGCUGAGAUCGACAUGUUCAAAAUCCGAGAGGAGUAUUCAAAAAUGUCGAAAACCAGCCUUGUCGAUGAUGUUAUAGGCGACACAUCAGGAGACUACAAAAACUUCUUGUUGACCUUGAUUGGAGCAAGAGUCUAAAUUCAUUCUACCAAGAAGCUUAAGACCUCGAUUGAGUUUAUAAUAAAAGUGUUAUGC